AUGUCGGCACACACGGUUAAGCGACGGAAGCUUAGUCCUUCUCCAGACAAUGGCACUUCUUCGUCUCACGCUAAUUCCUCGACCGACGCGAAACGGACAUCGAACAUGACCGACAAAAUGAAUCCCAAACGACAGGCAUCCCGAGGGAAAGAUGAGCGCUCCGCGGAGCUUGCAAUGGCCAGUGGCUUCUACAAAUCCAGCUUUUUCAAGCUGCAGAUGGAUGAACUGCUUACGGGAUUGAGACCCAACUACACUAAGCAAGUCUCAAAGCUCCAAGAAACCCUUCACCAAAUCAAGACCGCCAUCGAAAACGUGCCUGAGAAAGUUGCGCAAUCCGUGUCCGAUGCCGAGAAGGAGCUGCGUGCCUCUGGUAUAGUGGUCCCAUGGCCCGAGCCGCGCCCACACAAGGAUGUCAAGUAUACCAUGUCGUAUGCGAAACCAGCGAACAUUAACGUCGUAGGUAGUUUCGCUUUGAAGACUGGCGCUCGCACUUUGGAGUCGCGCCCCGUUGAUUUGGCUGUGACCAUGCCAAGUUCUCUCUUCCAGGAGAAGGACUAUGUCAAUUUCCGAUACUUUCAUAAGAGGGCUUACUACAUUGCGUCCGUGGCUGGUGGGAUUCAAGAGACCGUGGCUGCUCUUGGAUUCGAUGUCAAAUUUGCUCCUCAGGACGGAGACAGCCUUCGUCCCCUGCUCCUGUUGGAACCACGUCAAGCCGAGUCGUCUCAAAAGUCAAUUCGAAUUCUGCUUGCAAUCGAUCCUACAUUAUUUCCAAUCGCGCGAACACUCCCUAUGAAGAGCAACAUCCGACAGGGUUCUUCUACCAAUAGCUCUGAACCUGGUGAACCAACUUCGUUCUACAAUGCUAGCCUCCGUUCAGAUGCUGCCGUCUCUCUAUAUCACAAGUCUGUUCACUCGGCCUCAAAGAAGUGCGAAUCAUUCAGUGACGCAUGCAUUCUUGGUCGCACUUGGCUGCAGCAACGUGGCUUCCAUGCUGCUUUCCAAAAUGGAGGUUUUGGAGGCUUUGAAUGGACGGCGCUUUUGUCUCUCUUGUUUGAAGCAGGUGGCCCCUCUGGACAACCGGUCCUCUUGCCUUCAUACAGUUGUUACCAAAUUUUCAAAGCCACCAUUCAAUUUUUGGCUGGCAGAGAUUUGACUACUUCUCCUCUAUUUUUUGGCAAAGAGGUCCCACUUCCUUCCGGUGUCCCAGUCAUUUUCGAUGGCCGCAGUGGCUUGAACAUUCUCUACAAAAUGGGUCCUUGGUCUUAUGCGACAUUACGCCAUGAGGCCACCACAACCUUGAAAAUGCUGAACGAGAGCCGAGAGGACAAUUUCGACAAAGUUUUCAUUCUGAAGGUCGAUGAACCAGCUCUCAGAUUUGACCGCCUGGUCUCUUUCCCCAAGUCUUUCAACGGGGACACUCUUCGGGCUCUCCAUGAACAAACAACGCUGUGGCAGGUUCUCUCCAGGGCUUUGGGGGAUCGGGUAAAACUUGUCUCCCUCACCAGCCACUCCAUUGAUCCGUGGCCAGUCAAAUCCAAGCCAAACAAAAGAUCAAGCCAGGGUGUGUUCGUAGGACUUUUGCUUGAUGCUGACAAUGUUGGACGAAUUGUUGACCACGGUCCACCAGCAGAGGAGAAAGAGGAGUCCGCCUCAUUCCGGUCCUUCUGGGGUGAGAAAUCAGAGCUGCGUCGAUUCAAAGACGGCAGCAUCUUGGAGAGUCUUGUAUGGUCUGAUCAAUCAGAUGAGUCUAUCAUUUAUCAGAUUUUGGAGUAUAUCCUCCAACGGCAUUUCAAACUUACAACCGAAGAUUUCGGGUUCCUGGGCGAUGAGUAUGACCAGCAGCUCAAGAAGUCGGGUGAUGGCAUUUUGGCAUACUCUAGCCCUGCUUUCCAGUCAGUCAACGACGCUUUCAAAGAUCUAGAGCGAUCUAUUCGUGAUAUGGAAGAAGUUCCAUUGACUGUUCGUCAUUUGGCUCCGGCCAGUCCGCUCCUUCGAUAUACUGCAUUGAGACCGAACGGAGCCGCCGACGUUGUGCUUCAGUUUGAAAGUUCUUCCCGUUGGCCCGACGAUUUUGCGGCAAUUCAGAUGACCAAGGUUGCAUUCCUCCUCAAGAUCGGUGACUCUUUGGAAUCAUCCGGCGCAGCUUCUUCUUGUCGUGUUGGUUUGGAGAAUGAAUCGAGUAAGGUGGUCAACAAUGCAUACUUGGAUAUCCCUCACACUUCAGGAGUCUUGUUCCGCCUGAGAAUUCACCAUGACCGAGAGCAGGUAUUACUUGAGCGCAACCUCAAGGAUCGGUCUCUCAGUCCUCGAGAACGCGAAGAGGCUGCUUAUGCCCUCUUCGCUUACAAGAAGCUGUUUGUUCAAACUCCCCGUUUGACUCAGGCAUUGCGAAGCUUAUGUACUCGCUUCCCUCUGCUGUCGCCUACCAUCCGUCUCACCAAACAGUGGUUCAACUCCCACCUCUUCAAUGCCCAAAUCAGCGAAGAAUUGAUUGAAUUGUUAACUAUGCGAGCAUUCACUCAGCCUAACCCCUGGGAAUGCCCUUCGAGCGUCAUGACUGGAUUUUUGAGAACUCUUCAUUCCCUAUCCCGGUGGGACUGGCAACAGGAGCCGUUCAUCGUCGACCUAGGUGGAGAGCUGAGCCCAGCAGUGACCGAAAAUAUUCGCACUCGUUUCACUGCUUGGCGUAACAUUGACCCUGCGAUGAACAGCCUGGCCCUGUUUGUGGCCUCCGAUGUCGACCCCGAAGGUGUGACCUGGACACAAUAUGAGAUGCCCUCCAAGGUUGUGGCAGCACGGAUCUCCAGCUUGGCCAAGGCGGCAGUGAAUCUGCUGCGGACCAAGCCACACGAUAUGGAGGUCUCUGAUCUGUUUGAUACCUCCCUUGCCCCCUACGACUUUGUGAUUCAUCUCCGCCCAAAGCUGUUUGGCGGCCGUUCUUCGGUGACCAAAUUCAAGAAUUUGACAGAGCCCCGCUCUGGAAUGAUGUCAACCGUGAAGUCAUUUGUUCGAGAUGUGCAGGCCUGUUACAGUCAAAGUAUCCUGCUUUUCCACGGGGACGAGCGUUGUUCUGUCAUUGCUGGAAUCUGGAAUCCCCAGACUUUGAAGUCGCGGGAUUGGCACUUGAAAACAGCAUUCUCAACAGCCCCAGCAGUGGACUCCAAUACUCAGGUUUCGAUCAACCAACCUGCAAUUUUGAACGAAAUCGCUCGAUUGGGUCAUGGUCUCAUUGAAACCAUUGAAGUUCACGACGCUGCUGAAAAAUAA
This is a messenger RNA of Penicillium nucicola, 3267 nucleotides long. RefSeq names its product rRNA-processing protein UTP22. The record is from RefSeq and is a predicted model, not a curated record. Bases 1 to 3267 code for a protein of 1088 amino acids. Gene Ontology annotation, cellular component: small-subunit processome; UTP-C complex; CURI complex. Gene Ontology annotation, biological process: rRNA processing; tRNA export from nucleus. The transcript has a single exon. Lineage: Eukaryota; Fungi; Ascomycota; Eurotiomycetes; Eurotiales; Aspergillaceae.